This is a messenger RNA of Lachancea thermotolerans CBS 6340, 1302 nucleotides long. It is a transcript of the gene DBP8, whose product is annotated as ATP-dependent RNA helicase DBP8. Bases 1 to 1302 code for a protein of 433 amino acids. The record is from RefSeq and is a predicted model, not a curated record. Gene Ontology annotation, molecular function: nucleic acid binding; ATP binding; RNA helicase activity. The transcript has a single exon. Lineage: Eukaryota; Fungi; Ascomycota; Saccharomycetes; Saccharomycetales; Saccharomycetaceae.
AUGUCAAGUGAAUUCGCGACCUUGGGCAUCUCUAAGUGGCUGGUCGAGGCCUUACAAGCCAUGAAAAUCACACAACCAACGGCUAUUCAAAAGGCGUGUAUUCCUCAAAUUCUGCAAGGGAAAGAUUGUAUAGGCGGAGCGAAGACAGGGUCUGGUAAAACUAUUGCAUUCGGCGCGCCAAUGCUCACAAAAUGGUCUGAGGACCCUAGCGGUAUGUUUGGGGUUGUGUUAACUCCAACGCGAGAGCUGGCGAUGCAAAUCGCAGAGCAGUUCACAGCACUUGGAAGUUCCAUGAAUAUAAGGGUUGCAUUAGUAGUGGGUGGCGAAAGUAUAGUUGAUCAAGCUAUCAAUCUCCAAAGAAAGCCGCAUUUUAUCGUUGCGACGCCUGGGCGCAUGGCUCAUCACAUCAUGAACAGUGGUGAGGAUACUAUCGGAGGACUGAAAAGAGCCAAAUUUUUAGUCCUGGAUGAAGCAGAUAUAUUGCUUACAGACACAUUCAGCGAACACCUUGCAACAUGCAUCAGCAUACUUCCCCCUAAGGAAAAAAGACAAACUUUACUUUUCACAGCGACUGUAACUGAUCAGGUCAAAGCGCUUCAGAACGCGCCAGCCGCCGAAGGCAAACCUCCGCUUUUUUCCUAUGAGGUGGAGAGCAUGGACAAAGUAGCCAUUCCCAGCACACUCAAAACCACAUAUCUGCUCGUCCCUGAGCAAGUUAAAGAAGCUUAUCUCUACCAGAUCCUUACUAAUGCGACUUACAAUGAGUCGAGUGCCAUCAUAUUCGUUAAUAGAACAGUAACUGCCGAGAUUCUUAGAAGAACGCUCAAGCAGCUGGAUGUCCGCGUUGCUUCACUUCACUCCCAAAUGCCUCAGCAGGAGAGAACAAACUCACUGCAUAGAUUCCGAGCGAAUGCUGCUCGGGUCCUCAUAGCUACUGACGUCGCGUCCAGAGGUCUUGACAUUCCUACCGUACAAUUGGUCAUUAACUAUGAUAUCUCUUCGAACCCUGAUACAUUCAUUCACAGAGCUGGUCGUACAGCUAGAGCAGGAAGAAGCGGUGAAUCCAUAUGUUUCGUCGCCCCGCGAGAUGUCUCGCGCAUUGAAGCCAUCGAAGAGCGAAUUAACAAAAAGAUGGAAGAAUUCAAAGAUGUGCAUGAUACUGCGGUCAUAAGAAAGGCUCUAAAUAAGGUCACUGUUGCAAAAAGGGAAAGUCUCAUGUCCAUGGAGAAGGAGAAUUUUGGAGAACGGAGAAAGCUUCAUCUAAAGAAGAGCGGCUUGAGCAAAAGCUAUAGGAAUAACUAG